UUCGUCCUCAACCCAUUAGCCAGCACAGCACGAUGGCCGCCUCCCCCACCUUGCUCCUCUUCUCGUUGCUCCUGGUCUUGUCCUACAGCGCUGCGGCAGCUGUACCAGGAAGGAAGCUUGUCCUGGUGCAGCAGCCGCCUCUCGUCCUCAAGUACCAUAAUGGCCCCCUCCUCCGAGGCAACUACACGUUGAGCUUGCUGUUCUAUGGCCGCUUCUCAGCCGCCCAGCGGUCCAUCGUUGCCGACUUCGUCCGGUCCCUCUCCCCCUCCGGGGCCUCGCCACAGCCACCCUCCGCCGCCAGCUGGUGGCGCACCACCGCCCGUUAUGGCGGCUCCGCCGUGCACUUCUCCCUCGGCCCGCAGCUCCUCGACGAGUCCUACUCCAAGGGAAAGCUCCUCUCCUCGCCCGACGUGGUCGCCUUGGCUAGUAGAGCGGCGGCGGCGAGCGGCCCCAGGGCCAUCGCCGUCGUCGUCACCGCGGCGGACGUGGCGGUCGAGGGCUUCUGCUCGAGCCGGUGCGGGACGCACGGGCGGCUCGACGGAUCUGCCGGGUUCGUCUGGGUGGGGGACUCGGCCAGCCAAUGCCCGGGCCAGUGCGCCUGGCCCUUCCACCAGCCGCUCUACGGUCCGCAGACGCCGCCGCUGGUGUCCCCCAACGGCGACGUGGGGAUGGAGGGCGUCGUCAUCAACCUUGCGACGCUGCUGGCCGGUGCCGCCACGAACCCCGACGGCCAUGGCUACUUCCAGGGGCCGGCGGACGCCCCGCUGGAGGCGGUGACGGCCUGCACGGGGGUGUUCGGCAGCGGAGCCUACCCGGGGUACCCGGGCAAGGUCCUGGUGGACCCCGCGACCGGGGCCAGCUACAACGCCUGGGGCUUGGCCGGGAGGAAGUACUUGUUGCCCGCGAUGUGGGACCCGGCGACGUCCGAGUGCUCCACGUUGGUCUAAAAGCCAGAGAUUGCGAGUACAGAAGCGGGUACGGGCGUUUAAGUUUAUAGAAAGAGUUGCUUUUAACAUGUGGCCCACCUGCUGUGACAUAUUAAUAUGAAGAAUUGUUGUAGUAGGGAAUAAGGUUGCUGCUCUCCUUUAAUAAAAGGAGAAAGAAUGGUGUCAUUUAUUGUGGUCUUUAAAGGUUCUCUGGCUGGAGGGAAUGUUUACUAUAGAAAGCUGUGUGUUGUCAACUUGUCACUAAUUAGAAAGCAAAUGCAAAUGAUAUGCAUCUUGAAACUUUUUCUUAUUCA
Messenger RNA from Musa acuminata AAA Group (dessert banana), 1240 nucleotides. RefSeq names its product protein EXORDIUM-like 2. Bases 33 to 947 code for a protein of 304 amino acids. The record is from RefSeq and is a predicted model, not a curated record. NCBI's taxonomy places the organism in Eukaryota, Viridiplantae, Streptophyta, Magnoliopsida, Zingiberales, Musaceae. The transcript has a single exon.